Molecule: messenger RNA, 4501 nt
Organism: Musca domestica (house fly)
Lineage: Eukaryota; Metazoa; Arthropoda; Insecta; Diptera; Muscidae
Gene: Np
Product: serine proteinase stubble
Exons: 9
Coding region: 697-3996 (1099 amino acids)
Biological process (GO): proteolysis; acrosome reaction
Molecular function (GO): serine-type endopeptidase activity
Source: RefSeq, a predicted model, not a curated record
UUCGGAUCUUCAGUUGCUGUUUUACAUUUGCCUUUGUCGGACAGGCUUUGGGAAUACGGCCGCAAUCAAAUCUCCGACAAAACAAAAAACCAAAAGAAGAGAAAUGAAAAAGAAAUUGUGACAAACCAAAACCCUCGACAACAAAAAACAAAACCAACAACAAGAAAAGAAAAUCAAAUUUGUGUUGUAGCAGCUCGAGACGAGAGAGAGAAAAAAAAAAGAAAAAACAAACAAAUAAAAAUUAAUUAAAUGCGAUAAUUUGAUGUGAAGAGUGGUCGUCUAUCUAGCAUUUGUUAGUCGUGUACCAAGAUUGUGUUAAGCAAAUUUAUAACGGUUACCUCGGAGGGGUCAUUAAAUUUAAAUUAAAACCUGUGUCCACAAACUAACCGUCAUUCAGUCAGUCAGUCACUCACUCAUUUAUUCAUUCGUUCAGUUAUUCAUUAAAACGGAAAAUAGUGUAAAAGAAAGUCUGUGAAAUACAACAAGAAAUUAACAAAUUAAAUACAACAAAGACAACAACAACAACGACAACGAAUCUAUGAUCAUCAUCAAAGCCCACCAAGAGUUAUGAAUGGUCCAAACUCAAGCCAGAGGAUAUUUAAACUGGAAUAAGAACGACAAAAAACUACGCUUGUGAUUGGCUAACUACCGCAUCGCAAAUUGCUAUCAGAUAGCCGGAACAUACUUUCUAAAACGAUGGGGUCAGAUAAACCAAUGAAAGCGACGAGUAGUUCGCCCCCCAUAUUUUGUGAUUAUGCAACCAUGAGCACCGGAAAAAAUACCUGCCAAGCCAAAGAAGCGCCAUCCGCAGCCACCGUGUUCUGCACCAAGCUGAGAAAACAUUUCACACAAAUCAAAAACCAUACCCAUCCGGGACGUCGUUGUCAGUAUCAGAAGCUCAACAAUGUCUCCAGCCCGUCAGCAGCACAGAAGUCAGCGCCCAGCACCAGAAGCAGGCUGAGCAGUCUGAUGAAUUUGAUCAGCAUAACAACCCUGGUGCUGGUGACGUUGAUAACAACAGCAUCGGCCAAUCCCGUUUUUGUGGAUAAUCCCAGCUUAGCACAAUUUCAAUCCGGCAGAAACAUCAGACAUCUACCCUGCAUAGUGAGAAAGUCCGGCCGUUCUGGCGUCUGUAUGUUCGCCAUCGAUUGCAUCAAACAGAAUGGAACCCAUUUGGGCACCUGCAUUGAUCGUUUCUACUUCGGAUCAUGCUGUGACAUUAAGGACGAAGGUUCAUUGUUUGCCCCAGAGAUAGGCGACAAUAGCAUAGAUCAAAAUACCAUAUCUCAUCAUUAUACCUCAGAGUCCACCACAAUGCCGACGAGUGCCCUGUUCAAACUGACCACACUGGGGCCACACAUUGACAGCAAUACAACCUUGCAACAGCCGCAAGCAGAUUUGACUCAAAUCUCGAAUAUUGUAACUCAGACUAUGCUCUCAGAAGGCUCAACGACUCAAUACCAAAACACCCGCCAACCGGUCACAACACAAACAAAUACAACGGCAAUAAGUUCUACGAAGCCCAGCACAACGAGCACGGCCAAACCGCCACAAUCCACCACACACAAGCAAUCGCACUUUGUGAUUAGGACCACAGCCAAGCCGGCGAAGGGUACAACCGGUGGGGGAAAGCCUUUGUAUAACACAACAACAAAGAAAAAGAAAAUCACCACAACUACAACAACCACUACAACACCACGACCCAUACUCACCACAACAGCCAGCAGCAAAGUGGCACAAGAUGAACUGACCUCGGAGCUUAACACACCACCCACAAAACUAUUCACUUUCCAAACUGUGGAAACCACUGUGGCAACACCCACCGAACCGACAAAACUAAUGGAAUCCGUUACCACUCAGCGACCGAAUGUAGCGUCCAAAACGACAAAGUCACCACAACUCACUGUCGGUCCAACAAAUGUCAAAAAUUCAACUUCGACCACGGCUCAACGGCCCAUAACUAAACCCAAGCCACAAACCAGUCGGAAACCAAGCACGACAAAGAAGCCUCAAAGCCAUAAACGGACGACGGCAAAACCAACAAACAAGCCAUUGCCUACAACAAUGGCCGAUCAAAUGAAGCAGCAGAAUGCCACCACAACUUCCAGCAGCAGCUCUAGCACGACGACACAUGUCAGCACAACAACAGCAAAUGCAACCAUUACCAAAUAUCCCGGUGGAUACCGACCCAAACCGAAACCCACAGUUACCGCCACCGCGACAGUUACCAAGGUGCCGAGACCGACAACGACUUCAUUUAAGCCCAGACCCAAACCCACCACCACCACCAAUGCGCCAGAAGAACUCAUCGUCACUACCAGCACCACAACCGAUGCAACGAAAAAAGUGCCAGCAACGUCGUCGACCUCCUCAUCCAGUUCUGCAUAUACCACAACUACUACGACGACUUCCACCACAAAGAAACCACAAUCCACCACUAAGAAAACAACGACAACAACCACCACAACCAUACCACCACCGGUGCAUCAAAGCACCACCGAUGCUCCUGAGGUCGUUUCGACCACCCAAAAACCAGGUUUGGUAACUUGGACAAAUAUUGAUGCAGAACCUGCAGAUCCUAACAAAGCUUCAGACACCGACUGGAUGCCUGUCACAACAGCUGGCCCCAAUGCCAAUAACAAAACGGAAGAAUCACUCGACUCAAUCAAAUACGAGGAAGUCGGUGUCUCUGUCAUCACCAGUAUUAGUGCUGUGGUGAAUAACAAUACAGUAUUUGUAUCGCCACCACAAAAACCGAUUAUUUUCCAAUUAUCAUCCAGCACAUCGACUACGACGACAACAUCAACGACCCGCAAGCCUGUCACAACAACUAGUACCAGUACAACAACAACGACGACAGCCAAGCCCACAACCACUUCCACCACCACCACAACAACAACAAAAUCAACGACGACAACUACACAUAAACCUCCCACUCAUUAUACCACCCCAACAACGACAACUAGCACCACAGAGAAACCCACCACACCCUCUACUGCAACACCAUCCACACCAAUCACCUCCACGACUACAACUUCCAAACCCAGCUCGCCAACAAUCCCACCAAGUCCAAUUACCGAGGCUCCAUUUGCUGCCUCGUCCAUUACACCACCCCAGCCACCGGCCACAGACAUACCAAUCGUCGAUCUAUUCACCACCGAAAGUCCUGAAAGUCUGGCAGUGAAUGUCUCCAUUACGAACAGUCUGGAGGGUGUCGACUAUAGACAAGUUUGCGGCCGAAGAAUGUUCCCCGAACCACGCAUUGUGGGUGGUUCCAAUGCGGCCUUUGGUCGUUGGCCAUGGCAAAUAUCGCUGAGACAGUGGCGUACCUCAACCUACUUGCAUAAGUGCGGAGCUGCGUUGCUGAAUGAAAAUUGGGCCAUAACAGCGGCACAUUGUGUGGAUAAUGUUCCCCCAUCGGACUUGCUCUUGCGUCUGGGUGAAUACGAUUUGGCGGAAGAGGAAGAACCCUAUGGAUAUCAAGAAAGGAGAGUACAAAUUGUUGCCUCCCAUCCACAAUUCGAUCCACGGACAUUCGAAUACGAUUUGGCGUUAUUGAGAUUCUAUGAACCGGUGACGUUCCAACCCAACAUUAUACCAGUCUGUGUGCCAGACAGCGAUGAAGAUUUCAUUGGCCAGACGGCCUUUGUGACCGGCUGGGGUCGCCUCUAUGAAGAUGGUCCAUUGCCCAGUGUGCUGCAAGAGGUAGCGGUGCCCGUUAUCAACAACACCAUUUGUGAGUCCAUGUACCGAUCGGCCGGAUAUAUUGAGCACAUACCGCACAUAUUCAUUUGUGCGGGAUGGAAAAAGGGUGGCUACGAUUCAUGUGAAGGCGACUCUGGUGGUCCCAUGGUCCUGCAACGUGAAUCCGACAAACGAUUCCAAUUGGGCGGUGUCAUUUCCUGGGGCAUUGGCUGUGCCGAGGCCAACCAGCCCGGUGUCUACACAAGAAUUUCCGAGUUCAGAGACUGGAUCAAUCAGAUUUUACAAUUUUAGACUUUAAAUGCAAUCCAACAAGAACGACGAUCACCGAACGAACAUUCCGUUGAUGAUGAUCGACGACAUUUGUAGCAAAUAAUCAUCAUUUGUAUUUAUAUAUAUUGUAGUAUGUGUUAGUUAUUUAGUUAGUUGCCUAUGUAAAUCAAACUAUUCUAAGCGAUUAGAAUUUAGGGCACUUUUAUUUAAUGUUUUAGUUGGGAUGAAGUAGCGGAAGCCACUUCGCCCCAUCCACUAUUUAAUUCAUCUAAUUUAUUUGAUAUUUUCGUUACAUUAACAAAUUAGAGCAAUAAUUUCGUUAUUAUUAUUUUUUUGAUUACCAUUAACCAGUGAUAUGAGUCGAUAUUCCUUAUGAAAAUUUACACAGAAAAAAAAGAACGAAGCUAAAACAAAUUGGCAAUUACAUGCGGAGAAUACAACAAGCCCUGAAACGAAAUCAACUUGUUCUUUGGUUAUAGGCAAUCCGAGUAGAGGUUGGAAUCUCCACUUAGAAUGCCCUUGGGCA